AUUUUGUGGCUUUUCUCUCGUUUUUUUCCACUUACAGGAUUUUUAAUCUGCCAAAAUGAUAAGCCGAAAUACCAAAAAUGUGCUUGUGGUGUCUUUUGGGUUUUUGCUCUUGUUUAUGGCCUAUGGAGAACUGCAGAGUCUACAGAGCAGUCUAAACGCAGAGCAAGGAAUGGGAGUUAUCUCGGUGAGCGUCAUCUACGGAACCAUCAUUCUGUCCUCCAUGUUUCUGCCUCCCAUCAUGAUCAAAAACCUGGGCUGUAAAUGGACCAUCUUCAUCUGCAUGGCCUGCUACAUCAGCUAUUCUUUUGGAAAUCUCUUCCCUGGAUGGUGUGUAAAAGCCCAGCUUACAUAUUCUUAUUGGUAUUUACGCCACUUUCUCCUCAUAGCCGCUGUGAUAAACCUGAGCUCUGCGAUAGCUCUGCUGUACUGGAGGCCUCAUCCGGACCAGCUGCCUGUCUUCUUCGUGUUUUCUGCUCUCUGGGGUAUGGCAGAUGCUGUGUGGCAAACACAAGCCAAUGCACUAUACGGCACUCUGUUCCCUCACCACAAGGAGGCAGCAUUCGCUAAUUAUCGCAUGUGGGAGUCUUUGGGUUUCGUGAUAGCCUUCGCGUACAGCACGUUCAUCUGUCUGUCCACCAAACUCUACAUCCUCAUCGCAGUUCUUUUGCUGGCCAUGGUGACGUACCUCUGGGUGGAGUACAAUGAGUACAAGCAUCCUACUCCAGCAGUGAAACGUGACACUGACAAGCUGGACGAGAUGCAGCUUAAAGACCAGAAAAUUAUUAGUCAGACAAGAUUAUAG
This is a messenger RNA of Pangasianodon hypophthalmus (striped catfish), 802 nucleotides long. Its product is annotated as protein unc-93 homolog A-like. The transcript has 5 exons. The record is from RefSeq and is a predicted model, not a curated record. NCBI's taxonomy places the organism in Eukaryota, Metazoa, Chordata, Actinopteri, Siluriformes, Pangasiidae. The coding region runs from base 56 to 802 and encodes 248 amino acids.